CAUGUCUGAGUUUGAAGUGAGCGUUCACACCUCACCUGGUCCCACCUGUGGAACCUUCAGCCGCCUGUGGCUCAGCCUGAUUGGCUCAGAGGGCGAGACUCCGCCCCUCAGUGUGAACGAAGGCGACCGCCGUCUGCUGCCAGGUUCGACGUGUUCGGUUCUGGUUCGGUCCAGCGGCUCUCUGGGUCAUCUGGUUCUGGUCCGGCUCCGGUUGGAGGUGCAACCCGGAUUCCCUGCCUUGGACUGGCACUGCAGCCGGGUGGAGGUCUGCCGGCCACCUGACGGACAGGAAGGGGCGGAGCCAGAAACUCAGGUGUUCCUGUGCGACAGGUGGCUGCAAACAGCAGACGAAGACGUGGAGCUGAGGAGUGGAAAGUUGUGUUUGCUGCAGGACGAGACAGAAGAGGAGCUGAAGCUGCAGCGACUUCGACAGCUGCAGCGACAGCAGGAACUCAUCAGGUGGCGAAUGACUGUCGACGGUGUCCCUCAGUGUGUCGACCUAAACAGUGUGUCUGAACUCGGGCCAAACCUUCGCUACACUCGCAAAAGUUCAGGUGCCAACCUGACCUACCUGAAAGGCUUCACCUGCCGAGCCGAAGCCUGGACAAACUUCUCAGAGCUGGAGACGGUUUUCACCCACAGUGGACACCAGAACAGCAUCGCCAGGUUCGUUCAGGCUCACUGGAAGGACGACUGGUAUUUUGGCCACCAGUGUUUGAACGGCUGCAACCCUUUGCUGCUGCGUCAGACCCACAUCCUCCCUUCAAACCUGUCCGUCACCGCCAACAUGCUCCGCUCCUUCCUGCCCGAAGGCUCCUCGCUCCAACGCGAGCUCCAGGAAGGGAGGAUUUACCUGUUGGACUACGAGGUUUUGGAUGGCGUCCCGGCCAACGUGGUCAAUGGGAAGCAGACGUACCUGUCGGCGCCGCUGUGCCUCCUUCACCUGAACCAGCAGAGCCAGCUGGUCCCCAUUGCCAUCCAGUUGCAGCAGAACCCGGGUCCUCAGAACCCGGUCUUCCUGCCCUCUGACCGUGGCUCUGACUGGCUGCUGGCUAAGAUCUGGGUUCGUGCUUCCGACUUCCAGUGUCACCAGCUGGUGUCGCACUACCUGAGGACCCACGUGAUUGGGGAGCUGUGCUGCGUGGCCACGCUGAGGCAGCUGCCCGAUCUACACCCGCUGCACCAGCUGUUGAUGCCACAUAUUAAGACGUCGCUGCAGAUAAACCUUCAGGCCCGAACGUCUCUGCUGGCAGCUGACGGUGUGUUUGAUAAGGCGAUGGGCUCUGGUCUGAAGACGUUACCCGUCCUGCUGUCCCGGGCCUCGGCCAAGACCACCUAUCGGUCCCUGUGCAUCCCUGAUGACCUGAAGGACCGUGGCUUGGACAACCUGCCGCAGAGCUACUACGCUCAGGACGCACUGAAGGUCUGGGACGCACUGCACAGUUUUGUAGUCAGUUGGGUAAAUGUUUAUUACAGCAGAGACGAUGACGUUCAGUUGGACUCGGAGCUUCAACACUGGAUCACAGAUAUCAACACACACGGCUUCACGCACAACUCAGGUUUCCCUCAGUCCUUCAACACCAAAGCUGAAGUGUCCAAGUUUGUCACGAUGAUCAUUUUUUCGUGUUCAGCUCUGCACUCUGCUGUUAACUUCUCUCAGCUGGACUUCGCUCUCUGGAUGCCCAACUGCCAGGUGGCCAUGUUGCGUCCUCCUCCGCAGGUCAAAGGCGGCGUGACAGAGGACGACAUCCUGUCCUUCCUGCCCGACGUCAACUCCACGUGUCGCGUCCUGAUGACACUGGAGAUGCUGUCGCAGCCCGCCCACGACUCUGUUCCUCUGUGCCACUACAACGAGGCCAUCUUUGCAGACGGCGCCCACCGCAGGCUGGUGGAGGAGGUGCAGGCUCAACUUGCCGCCAUUUCUAAAGACAUCGUCAAGCGCAACAGCCGGCUGGAGCUGCCGUAUCCGUACCUCUGUCCAUCACACAUCGAGAACAGCGUCGCCAUCUGACCUCAUCCGACAGCAGCAAUUAUUGAUAACAGGAGUGAAAAUCCAUCAAACCAUUAUUAUUACUAUCAAUUAAUUGAUUAUAUUGUAUUUUAAUCAAAUUAAUGUUCUGUAAAAUGUCAGAAAUCAUAUCUACUGAUUGAUUGUUUUAGCUCAUGAUAACAAAGAGCCAGCAGUGGAACAAGUACUUUAAAUACUGAAGUAAAAGUAGUAAAAUUCUACUUCAGUAUAACAAUCAACGGCCCAUAUUAGAGUCAUAUUUAUCAUGUUACUGGAUGAAAACCACGUGUUUGUGUGCUUUUUAAGGUGAAACCAAUUUAAAUUAGUUGAAUUUUCUUCAUGUGAUCAGUAGUUUUAUUUUAAUCUUCAAUAACGCACCAUGAUCUGUUUUCUUAUUACAUACUGUGCUGUUAAUCUGAAUCUAAUCACUUGGAAUGCAGUAAAAAGUGCAAUAUUUCAGUCUGGAUAUACUGGAGUACAAAUAUAAAGUGGUAUAAAAUCAAAGUAAAGUCCAGGCACCUCAAAACUGUACAACUGCAGCUGCAUACAUGCCUAUAAAUGUGAUUUAAAUUUUAAAAAUUUAAAUUUAAAUAAAAUGCUUACUUACACAUCUUUGGAUUCGUUGGUUUUUCAUGUGUAAUUUUAUAGGAUUUUAACCUUAAUAUCAAAAUUAAUAAAUGAUUAACAACA
Messenger RNA from Amphiprion ocellaris (clown anemonefish), 2698 nucleotides. RefSeq lists its product as uncharacterized. The record is from RefSeq and is a predicted model, not a curated record. Gene Ontology annotation, molecular function: oxidoreductase activity, acting on single donors with incorporation of molecular oxygen, incorporation of two atoms of oxygen; protein binding; iron ion binding. Gene Ontology annotation, biological process: lipid oxidation; linoleic acid metabolic process. Bases 2 to 2011 code for a protein of 669 amino acids. Lineage: Eukaryota; Metazoa; Chordata; Actinopteri; Pomacentridae. The transcript is spliced from 14 exons.